UCGAAGCAACACUGACAAGCAUAGCUCUGCCCUUUCUAUGUCGACCAUUCUGCUUCUCCUCUUCUCUGCAUCUAUUGCGUUCUCAAUCUGUAGUCAUGCUGCAGAUCAGGACAGAAUUCUUCUCAACUGUGGCUCCUCAGAUACAAUUCUGUCUCAGGACGGACGUAAAUUUGUUGGAGACGAUGCAUAUGAAUUCGCUACAUCCACCAGCACAGAGGCAGCAGUUUUCUCUGGUCCUUUUCUGCCCUCUGAAACCCUCUACAAGACGGCCCGUCUGUUCAUAGCAAAAUCCACAUACACUGUCCCCAUCUCAGACACUACCCACAAUCAUUUCUUGCGCCUUCACUUUUACAUCUCCUCCUACAACACCCAUAAUCUCAGUGACGCUGUUUUUUCCGUCAACUGCGGACCCUAUGUUCUGCUCCACAAUUUCCCCGCAGUAGCAACUCUAAAACAGUCAUAUGUUGUCAUGGAAUUUUGCAUUCCUGUCAACAAUCAGAAACAACUUGAUAUUAUCUUUACCCCUGAAGCAAACAGCCACAAAUCCUAUGCAUUCAUCAACGCAAUGGAAAUCAUAUCUGUUCCAAAUCUACUGUUUGUGAAGCUUGUCAUUCUUCCUGGCUCUAAUUUUCAGCAAACUCCAUUUUCCAUAGGCUUACACACUGCCUUGCAGAACAUGUACAGAUUGAACGUGGGAGGGCAAAUCAUAUUCGCUUCAGAUGAUAAGUAUGGGAGGACUUGGGCUGAAGAUUCAGUGUACAUAAUGGGGGCUGUUAUGGGUAGUAAAGGACAAAACUCUACAGAGAUCAAGCAGGCAGAUUUAUUUGCGCCCAACGAUGUAUAUGCUACCUAUAGGUCCGUGAAUCCUAUCUCCCUAAUCAGCCCCAACUUCAAUUUAACCUGGGUUUUUAGCAAUAUUGAUGCCAACUUCAGUUAUCUGGUUCGUCUUCACUUCUGUGAGCUUCAAUUCACAGCACCCAAACAGAGGAUAUUUGACAUUUAUAUUAACAAUCAAAUUGUAGAGCAAGCCUUUGAUGUCACUGAAGUAGCUUCAGGGUCAAACCACCCUAUUUACAGAGAUUAUGUCAUUUACGUCCCUGCAGAUGAAUCUGCUACUACCGACCUGUGCGUGGUGUUGUGUCCCAACAGCAGAACAGCACCUCAAUACUAUACUGGUAUUCUGAAUGGACUGGAAAUAUUUAAGCUCAGUGACAGCUCCGGAAAUCUUGCAGGACUAAAUCCUGUGGUAACCGAGGAAGUUUUAGAAAAUUCAGCAAAUGGACCUAUAAGCAGCACUAGCAGUAGCAAGCGUAAGGGCUAUACAAUAGGAAGUGUAUCAGGAAGCUUCGCUGGUGCAGUCACACCGUGUUUGAUGAUUUUAUGCUGUGCUCUGAAAAGGAAAAAUAAGAAUAGUAAGGGCUCCCAUGACAAGCCCUUAACUGCUGUUGCUGGUCACAGAGGAGCGACUACAACUGCUACUAGUACUUCAGCGGAGAACACCGAAUCUAACAUAUCCACGGGAUCCUACAGCUAUGUAUCAACUUCUGUAGCUAGCAUAUUUUGCAGGUACUUCAGUUUUUCAGAGAUUCAAGAUGCAACCAACAACUUUGAUGACUCGCUUCUUCUCGGGGUAGGAGGGUUUGGAAAAGUUUACAGAGGAGAAAUUAGUGAUGGCAUGAGAGUUGCAGUGAAGAGAGCAAAGCCACAAUCCUGCCAAGGUUCUCAUGAGUUCCGGAACGAGAUAGAGCUGUUAUCCAGGCUUAGGCACAAGAAUUUGGUAUACCUAAUAGGCUACUGCGAUGAGAACUCAGAAAUGUGUCUUGUUUAUGAUUAUGCUCCCAACGGCACACUGGCGAAGCAUAUUCAUGGCAAGGACCAUGGAAGCAUUAUUUUGUCAUGGAAGCAGAGGCUGGAGAUAUGCAUUGGUGCUGCAAAGGGCCUUGACUACCUUCACUCUGGGGCAGUCCAGACAGUUAUACACCGUGAUGUGAAGACUACCAAUAUUCUUCUGGAUGAAAACUUGAGUGCCAAAGUUUCUGAUUUUGGGCUUUCCAAAACAAUGGACACAUUUGAUCGGAGCCAUGUAACCACUGUGGUAAAAGGGAGCUAUGGAUAUAUGGAUCCUCAGUACAUCUACAGAUUGACUCUUACAAAGAAAUCUGAUGUGUAUUCCUUUGGGGUGGUGUUGUUCGAGGUGUUGUGCACUACGCCUCCUGUUAUGUCUACCCAGUCAGGGAAGAAGAUGAAUCUAUCUGACUAUGCUCUAAAGCAUCUGAGAGAUGGUACUCUGGAGCAAAUUAUAGACCCCAAUUUAAUAGGUGAUAUAACCUUAGAUUCUCUUCAGAUGUUUGCAGAGGUGGGAGAGAAGUGUUUGGCAGAGGAAGGUGAUGAGAGGCCUUCCAUGGCAGAUGUGGUGUGGUACUUGGAGUUUGCCCUGCAAUUACAUGAAACUGCAACAUGUCAUAGAGAAACAAUUUGUGGUGUUAUUUCUGAUGAAGUGUGAAUUGAUAUGCCACUUUUUAGAGGUAGAUAAAGUAUUUGUAGGAGAGAAAAAAUGGAAUGCAAAGUUUGUGGUGGUUUGUUAAUCAUGAAUUUCAGU
This is a messenger RNA of Cryptomeria japonica (Japanese cedar), 2599 nucleotides long. Its product is annotated as receptor-like protein kinase FERONIA. Gene Ontology annotation, cellular component: plasma membrane; plasmodesma. The record is from RefSeq and is a predicted model, not a curated record. The transcript has 2 exons. Gene Ontology annotation, biological process: protein autophosphorylation. Bases 38 to 2503 code for a protein of 821 amino acids. Gene Ontology annotation, molecular function: ATP binding; transmembrane receptor protein tyrosine kinase activity. Lineage: Eukaryota; Viridiplantae; Streptophyta; Pinopsida; Cupressales; Cupressaceae.